GAGCUUUACAUUUUCAAGGUUUCUUUACGUGGUAUUCCCAGAGCAGGGUUCGCCAUUGUAUGUAGCCUUUUGUUUUUCUGCAAAAACAAUUGUCACAGCAAGGAGAAACAGAAAGGCCCACCUGGAAUAUCUCAAUUUGACGCAUUUCUGCAAAGAGGCAAAUGGACAUCAUUUUAGGUGACAUGGCACAAAACUCGCAUUCGUACUUCCGUCCCAAUUGGCAUGCCGCCGCAUCUUCUUUAUACUGUCACCAGCUUGAACCUUUUGUAGAUAUGUUAGGCUCUUGUAUUUCUGAUUGCUUGACAAAUCGAAAGUCACAAUUAGAUCUUUUAGCAGAAGUUGUGGAGGAAGUUAUACUAGUCGCAUGGUUCAAUGGAGACUUGAGAAACUUUCCCAUGUUUGGAGGUCAAAGCAACUCGUGUAGGCAACCAUGCAUGAUUUCAGAGUCGAAGCUGAUGCUGUAAUCAUAAAUUUCACCUUAGCUGCUUUACUGUAAAUGCCUUUCUGUGCUCGCUUCUUCUGUAAGGGGCUAUCAGAUUAGUUUGUCAGCAAUAUUUAAUAUGGUUCACUUUUUUGUUGCUUUCCUAUUACCGUAACCAAAUUGGUUUUGUAGGAUCAAACCAAGCAGUUUCAUACAUUGCAUGCAUUGUUUCAUCAGCAUUUCAGAUGGAAAAUGGGCCUUGAAUUGUCUUCUAAGCCAAUGGAUUUUUCUAGAAUCUGAAGUGCAAUAGAAAAUUUCUGAAUUGAUCUACACAAAGAGUAAACAUUUUUUCUGUUGGAUGCUGGAAGUGCCUCUUAUACCCUGCAAAGUUGCAAUAUGUGGUGUCAUCAAAUACUUCUUAUAUAUAAUUAUAAGUUUAUCUACACCCCAAGGCUAACCAGUUGAUGAAUUAAUAUGGUGCUAACUACACGUUUAGAAUCUAAACCCAGUCAACACCCUGGUCCGAUGAUCCAAAAUUGGAAACUAUGUAGUCAUCUAACGUUGAUCAAAUAAAGAAGAACACAGUAUAUUUUCGAUAAGUAAUGAAAAAAAAUACACUUCUACCCUUUCACAGUUCUGUAUGCACAUUAACUCUUAAAAAUGGCUGCAUCUUAGAACAAUGACACUGAAUCUGUAUAGCUCAUCUUCAAUAUAAAGAUUAAAAGUAACAUGAGUGUUCUUUCGUCCUCUGUUGUUAUUUGAUUAUCUUUUGACUUUUGGAGGUGUUUUCAAAUUUGAGAAUCCAGUAAACGCAGUGUACAUAUAUUGAAAGUAUUCCACAUGAUUUUCAACAAUAAUAUUUUCUUUUCAGAUUUGCUGAUGAUUGCAACACUUGCAAAGAUAUAGGGUGAAGGAAUCAGAGCUGACUGUGAGGGCCGCUGAUGCGCAAUGUUAUUGCAACUGGCAACAUGGUCCGAAGUGGCAAUUUCAUUCAGAAGCAAAGCUCUAGUAAGGAAAUUGGUCGAGGUUGGGACAGGGAUGAUUGACGGUGAAAUGGGUGUUAAUUUUUCUCGCAGCCCAUUCUCAAAGUUUUUAUUUGCAAAUGUAAGAGAUUGGAGUAUUUUUAUUGAAAGGAGAUGACAUGUUCUCAGAAUAGCCAAUCUAAGUUCCUCCAAGUUUUUUAUUUUUAUUUUUUCAAUUUAAGCAAUCUGUGGUCUUAGAUUGAUCUGGUGGUGCAAAUCAGUCCUGGUUUCUUUUCCAAAAUGUCAUCAAUUGGAACCUUGUAAUUGAGAGCAAUAUGCUAAAUGUUGUUGGAUUGGAUCUAUCCUCUUCAUUGUAAACCUAAUGUCUACGAGGCCUUCAAGGUGUUUAUGCCAAA
Messenger RNA from Prunus dulcis (almond), 1799 nucleotides. RefSeq lists its product as uncharacterized. The transcript is spliced from 4 exons. The record is from RefSeq and is a predicted model, not a curated record. Lineage: Eukaryota; Viridiplantae; Streptophyta; Magnoliopsida; Rosales; Rosaceae. Bases 162 to 464 code for a protein of 100 amino acids.